UUUUUAAAUGGAGAACUCGAUCAAUCCGGCGAAGCCAAUCCAGAGAGUCCUCCUUGUGAUCGCAAUGCACGCCGAGGCGAUGCCGAUCGUGGAUGUGCUCAAGCUCACGCAGGCCGAUUCGGCAAUUUUUCCAAAGGGCGUGCCGUGGAUCCGAUACACUGGGAGCCUGGAGGGACUAUUCGACAUUGAUGUGGUAGUGCCUGGGAAAUGCCCCAUUUUUGGAGUAGACAACGUAGGAACUGUACCAUUAGCUCUUGCGACAUUCGCGGCGAUCCAGGCUCUACAACCCGACCUGGUGAUCAAUGCUGGGACUGCCGGAGGAUUCAAGGCAAAAGGAGCUUGCGUUGGAGACGUUUUUCUCGCGACUCAAGUAGCCUAUCACGAUCGAAGAAUCCCCAUCCCGAUCUUCGAUACGUAUGGCAUUGCCACCACAAAGUGUACCCCAGUCCCAAACAUGAUCGCUGCUCUUGGUUUCAAGGAAGGCAACCUCUCGACUGGAAACUCUUUAGACAUGACCCAGCAAGACGAGCAGCUAAUCAAAUCGAACGACGCCUCCAUCAAAGACAUGGAGGGAGCAGCAGUCGUGUACGUGACAAAUCUCCUGUCAGUUCCAGCGAUUCUUCUCAAGUCAGUCACUGACAUCGUCGACGGCGUGCGGCCCACAACUGAAGAAUUCUUAGAAAAUCUCUCCACUGCGGCAGUGGCACUGCUCAAAACCGUCGUCAUGGCACUGAAAUUCGUCCAUGGCAAGACCGUCACCGAGUUAUAAGAACGCAAAAACACACCAAUGGACAUUAAACCGCUUCAAAUACUUACAGGAAGUCCUACGUACCUCUUCUCGCGAACAAUAUCAAAGAAUACUUAUUCCCAUCAA
Messenger RNA from Selaginella moellendorffii, 874 nucleotides. RefSeq names its product 5'-methylthioadenosine/S-adenosylhomocysteine nucleosidase 2. NCBI's taxonomy places the organism in Eukaryota, Viridiplantae, Streptophyta, Lycopodiopsida, Selaginellales, Selaginellaceae. Gene Ontology annotation, biological process: nucleoside metabolic process. The transcript has 8 exons. The record is from RefSeq and is a predicted model, not a curated record. The coding region runs from base 8 to 769 and encodes 253 amino acids. Gene Ontology annotation, molecular function: methylthioadenosine nucleosidase activity.